UGGCGUUUGUGUUGUGCCAUUGGUGAACCGUUGUGUCGAACAUUUCGAAAAACUUUUCUAGUUGAAUAAGAACUGUUGCAUUUUGUGAUUCGCUUAACAAGAACUAUGUUUUGAAUGAGGCCAAGGUUGCCAUGGAUCUAGUCUAAGACACCUCGACGACGACCCCAUCGCCGCGACAUCGACCUUCGACCGCGAACCGACUCCUUCAGCAGCCCGUCCGUUCGCGAGCACGCCACAGUAUUUUUCCGGUGGUGCGGACGAUGCCUUAAGGGCUAAUCUCCUGCAUGACCAACGGACGGGGCGCCGGAAUGGCGUCGUUCAUGACGAAAAAGAAGAAGUACAAGUUUCAAGUGGAGAUAUGUCUGGAGGAAUUGCUGGAGGUCCCCUUCGUGUCGGCCGUGCUCUUCGCCAAGCUGAGGCUGUUGGACGGUGGUAACUUUCAGGAUCACAGCAGCAGGCAAGAGGUUCGGGACCACAGGGUCCACUGGGGCGCCAAUUUCACCUUCCCCUGCAAAAUGAUGGCGAACGCCUCCACCGGCGUUAUGGAGAGGUGCAUUCUGAGGAUAUCCAUCAGGAAGGAGUCGAAGGGGGGCCGCUCCUUCAACAAACUCGGCUUCGUCGACCUCAACCUGGCCGAGUACGCCGGCGCCGGACUGACGCACAAGAAGGCCCUCCUCGAAGGGUACGACACCAGGCACCGCCAGGACAACAGCAUGCUCAAGUUCAAAAUCGAACUCAAUAUGAUAUCGGGCGACAUCCUCUUCAAAGCGCCCUCUCCUUCCCUAAAACAUAAACAAGUGAACGCCGACGACGCCUCAAACGAACAGAGGUCGGACGAGUUUUCCAGCGGUUCCCUAGCAGGGUCUAUAGCAAGCGGUAGCUCCGGCUUUGGCAGUUUACCCAAGAAAAGGCCUGCUCUUCUAGCAUCAGACCUGGUCAUAGGUCAAACCCUAACCGAGAACAACAACCCCAUCACCAUAGCGGCGGAUUGCAACAGCGACGCGACUAUCCAACUUCCCACCAUACCGUCCUCCACGGGCGAGCACCUCGACCAGCAGGAGGCGCCCUGCGAGCCCGGCCACUCCAGGAACUCCUCCAAUACCAGCCAGUUGUCCAAGGCUUCCGGAUAUAGCAGCAUCCACUCGCACACGCACAGCAGGCAGUCCAGUUCCGGGGAUUCCGGGCAUAUCAGGGACCUACAUAGCAGAUCAGUACGGACUCACACCGUAACGACCACCCAAAAAUUUUUCAGAACCCACACCUACCCCAAAAAGAUCAACAUCCCCAACACCAUCCACGCCUCCCACUCGGAGGACGUCUAUUCCACCCCCGUAGGGGUCAUCACCUCCACCCCCAUAAAGGCUGUCGUCAAUAAUUUCAUCGAAAACGAAAGCGUAUCCACUUACUCCACUCCUAAGGGCUAUCAGACUCAGGUCAGCUACGUCAGCAAUUCAAGCGCGGAAGAAUACAAGACCCCCGAGACCACCUUUAUUAACGCCAAGACUGACAUUUUCUCUCAAAAUUUUAACGAGUUGCAGAAAUCCUCUUCUACGAGCGUGGUGGAGAGGAUCAAGACCAACAUGUUGACGAUCGACGAAGUAGAACAUAGAAAGUCCGACACGACGAACAAUAAUUCUCACUUCAUCGACAACAGACUGAGUCUGGAGGAGAUGGAGAAAAACAAAAGGAAUUCUGUGGAGGGCGUUCUGAGGUCGAAAAGCGAAUUUGAAAUCCCUCGAAUGCCCAACCCCCCCAUAGAAAAGUCCUUCGCUAGUAAAUUCUUCAAGUCCGACAGUCUUUUUUCCUUUCUCACCCCCAGGCCUAAGAGGAAGAGCCUUAGCGAGCAGGCCUCCCCCAACCGAACCAGUCCCACUAACCUCUUCAAAGUUCCCGGUUCUCCCGUUCCCAAACUCAACAGCCUCCCCGAAACCCGCACCACUUCACUGAGUUCUCUUCGGUCGGGACACUCCAGCAACGAGGGGCUGUUGUCCGUACAGCUUUCCCAAAGGAAUCCAAGCGCGGGCAGCCUCGUUUUGUCCGAGACCGGAUCACUGGAUCGAGCCAAAGCGGCCUACGAGAGACGGAAAAAGAACCAGGUCCAGGAGUCCGACAUGGCAACCGUGCCGGGAAGAGUGGAGAUCACCAGGGUCAAUCCCGAUGAUUUGAUAGAGGAGCUCUUGAAGAAUACCAAUCUGGAGCAAGCGGAUGACUCAGCUGAAACCUCUGGUCUUCAGCUGUUCAUAGCGAAGGACGGCACCGCGGCCCUUGGAAACCACGAGGUCAAGUCCCAGAUGUCGACGGGGGUCCAAGUAUUCAAGCAGGUGGUGAUGGACGACAGGUAGCCAAGGUGUUAGACCUCUCGCCCCGUCACCGCUUGAACGUGUACGGUACAUCAAAUAAUCAAUGUUGAUAUUACUGUUGGUACGAAAACAUCCUGUAGCAUUGCCCUGUGAGGUGUCUUUAGAGGAGCGCGCCCGCUAUCCAGGACAAUAACUUCCACUGAUGACAAUAGGACGAAGUUAACUCGUGCCGAGUCGAAGCGAGGGCUCAAAAUUUUGUACAAAUCAAAAGUAUAGGUAUUUUGUAUUUUCUAGUUGCAGUAUUACAGUAUCGGGAUAGCGUGUUAGUGCUAGGUUUUCUUUUUAUCGUGGAAGGGGUGACCAAAUUGAUGAAACGGAAAUGAGUUCGUUCGGGUUAAAAAGAAAGUUAGAGUCUCACAUAUCCAGAAAAAAGUACAAAGAAGAAAUGAAACUUAAUUUUUGUUAUUAUAUGAUAGUUUGUUAAUAAUUUUUUUGCCAAAACGGAAAAUUGAUCAAGUGAUUUGAAACUUACAGGUAUUUGGUGACUAGCACUGAUUUGACCAGUAAAUUACUUAGCAUUUAUUUUAAUGCUACUUUAAUCUCAUCUUUUAGUUUUCUCCUUUUUUUUUUUGAUAAAAAUUUGAAAUUGCUUGUUAAAUAAUUAAUCAUUCCGCUAAUUAUGUGAAAAUUAGUGUUUCACCAUAAGCUAUUGGUAAAGAAUGGUCACUAUUGCUCUCUGUUUUAAACGCUAAUUCGUUUUUAGCGCUUAUUUAGAUGACACAAGAAAAUAAUGUUAGUUUUUUAAAUAAUUUAAAAUUAUUGAAUAAUUAUUGAUUUGAUUAUGUGAUAGUUAAUAUUUUACCAUUCAGAAACCGUCGUUUUUCAGUAGUAGCAGUUAUUGUUGCUAUUGAACUCUUUAGCGUUUAUUUGAAGACACAUUGAAGGAAUAUUUUUCUUUUCUUACAAAAAUUUGUAGUUGCUUAUUAAGUAAUUAUGAAUUCAAUAAUUGAUGUUUUCAAACAUAAGAUACAAAAUUUUUGACCUGUUAGAAACCGCUGAAAAUAGUACUUUUAAAUUGUUUUUCGCUAUCGAAACCUUUAGUGCUUAUUUUAAUGGUACAUAAAGGAGUAUUUUUGCUUUUUUUAACAAAUCUUUGAAGUUACUUAUUAAAUAAUUAUUGAUUUAAUUAAUUAUUUAAAAUUCUAAUGGUGUUUAAUAACAUAGCCACAUAAAAAAAAGUUGUAUGUACUUUCAUGCGACAUAUGUUAUUCGUA
Molecule: messenger RNA, 3574 nt
Organism: Anoplophora glabripennis (Asian longhorned beetle)
Lineage: Eukaryota; Metazoa; Arthropoda; Insecta; Coleoptera; Cerambycidae
Exons: 8
Coding region: 285-2342 (685 amino acids)
Source: RefSeq, a predicted model, not a curated record